This is a messenger RNA of Amphiprion ocellaris (clown anemonefish), 1890 nucleotides long. It is a transcript of the gene gla, whose product is annotated as galactosidase, alpha. Gene Ontology annotation, cellular component: cytoplasm. Gene Ontology annotation, biological process: oligosaccharide metabolic process; glycosylceramide catabolic process; glycoside catabolic process. Lineage: Eukaryota; Metazoa; Chordata; Actinopteri; Pomacentridae. Bases 92 to 1387 code for a protein of 431 amino acids. The transcript has 7 exons. The record is from RefSeq and is a predicted model, not a curated record. Gene Ontology annotation, molecular function: alpha-galactosidase activity.
AUCGCAGGAAGGCGGGCCAACUGUGGUUUGAAUGAGGAAAUAGAAGUGCAAACAAACACAGUCGCUUGUUGUGAUUGUCUGCACGAACAGGAUGAAAAUGUUUCGAGUCGUGUGUCUGCUCGCCUUCGUCAGUGUGCUGAGUCCUGCUGCUGAAGCUCUGGACAAUGGUCUGGCGCUGAAACCCACUAUGGGAUGGCUGCACUGGGAGAGGUUCAUGUGUAACAUGGACUGUCAGAGGGACCCGGAGAACUGCAUCAGUGAGCGUUUGUACAUGCAGAUGGCAGAUGUGAUGGUGAAGGAGGGCUGGAAAAAGGCCGGUUACGAGUACGUCUGCAUCGAUGACUGCUGGCCCUCCCACCAGCGCGAUGCCCAGGGCCGCCUGCAGGCAGAUCCCAAAAGAUUCCCCAGCGGCAUCAAGAAACUGGCCGACUAUGUCCACUCUAAGGGUCUGAAGCUGGGUAUCUACGCAGAUGUGGGCAAGAGUACAUGUGCUGGAUACCCUGGCAGUCUGGGUUACUAUGAGACAGACGCUCAGACUUUUGCUGACUGGGGUGUGGAUCUGCUCAAAUUUGAUGGCUGCUAUAUGGAUUGGACUUUGCUGGGAGAAGGCUACACAAACAUGUCAAAAGCACUGAACAAAACCGGAAGAAGCAUCCUGUAUUCCUGUGAGUGGCCGUUGUAUGAGUGGCCUUUCAGAAAGCCUAACUACACAGCCAUUCGUGAGACGUGUAACCACUGGCGCAACUUCAAUGACGUGUACGACUCAUGGAGCUCUGUCAAGUCCAUCUUGGAAUGGACUGCUUCUCAUCAGGACAUCAUCGUGCCCUCAGCUGGACCUGGAGGCUGGAAUGACCCCGAUAUGCUCGUAAUUGGGAACUUUGGCCUGAGUCACGACCAGCAGGAGUCUCAGAUGGCAUUAUGGGCCAUCAUGGCAGCGCCUCUGCUCAUGUCUAAUGAUCUAAGGAACAUUUGUCCUCGCUCCAAAGAGCUGCUGCAGAACAGACGCAUCAUAGACAUCAGCCAGGACCCAUUGGGCAAGCAGGGAUACCGCAGUGCCAAGGUGGACAGUUUUGAAGUGUGGGAGAGGCCCCUGUCAAAGAACCGUCUGGCUGUCGCUGUGCUGAACAUGCAGGAGAUCGGUGGUCCUCGAGGGUUUGUCAUCAGAGCUUUUCCUGGCUGGAAGAUCUGUGACCCCAAAUGUAACGUGACGCAGAUCCUGCCUCAGUACAAGGAGAUGGGUGUUCAGACUCAACAAAGCACAUUGGCGAUACCUGUCAACCCUUCAGGCACUGCUCUGCUGACUGUCACUCCCAUCAGCGGUGACUUUACAGGGAUUCACAAGCUGCACUGGGAGAACGUGUCCGUCAAACACAAGUACAUUUUAUAGUCUACUGUUGGCUAUGCACUUUAUUCUUUGAUUCAAAUGGACAAAUGUUAAUCCUUUAACUUUUUAAAAUAGUUUUGCUUUCAUAAAACUGUGUGUAAAUUCAAAAAGGGAGUGUGAGUUAUAGUCUCGGGUUUGCUUGAAUCGAUGCUGUGAUGGGGACAGUACAUCUGCUACUUUUUAACAUGUUGAAUAAAAUCACUGGAGAGUAAUUGUUGCACACAAGUGUUGACUGUCUAGACGAGGCUGCUUAAAGGUUAGAUUACCAUAAGAGACGAGGGCUGAAUUUCUCACCUCAAACAAGAAUAAUGAAAAAGGUUAAAAGAAAGGACUUAACUCCAAAGUAUGUUUUGAGACAUUUAUUCAAAAUAGUGACAGCUCAAUAAGUCUGGACCACAGCUUAGAACUGGAUGACCUGGCCCUGUAAGAGAACAAAAAAAUGUGUCAAUGAUACAUGGUUCACUUCAAAUGCUGCUGGAAAUUUAUUAAAUUAUGAGAAUUAUGAA